This is a messenger RNA of Neopsephotus bourkii (Bourke's parrot), 834 nucleotides long. RefSeq names its product IFI30 lysosomal thiol reductase (gene IFI30). NCBI's taxonomy places the organism in Eukaryota, Metazoa, Chordata, Aves, Psittaciformes, Psittacidae. The record is from RefSeq and is a predicted model, not a curated record. Gene Ontology annotation, molecular function: oxidoreductase activity, acting on a sulfur group of donors, disulfide as acceptor. The coding region runs from base 1 to 774 and encodes 257 amino acids. Gene Ontology annotation, cellular component: lysosome. The transcript is spliced from 7 exons.
AUGGCCCCCCCAGCGCUGCUGCUGCCGCUGCUGCUGCUGCUGGCCCCGGGGCUCGGCGCGGCCUCUGCCGCCUGCGACCGUGACCCUGCGCGGCUCUGGUGCCGCUCACCGGACAUCACCGCCGCUGCCUGCAAGGCUCCGAGCCCCUGCGCCCACCCCUCGCCCCCUUCGGCUGCCCCGGUGGAGCUGAGCCUGUUCUACGAGAGCCUGUGCCCUGCGUGCCGCAGGUUCCUGGUGCGGCAGCUCUUCACCGCCUGGCUGCUGCUGCCCCCCGAGGCCCUCAGCAUCACCCUGGUACCCUACGGUAACGCGCAGGAGAGGAACGAGAGCGGGAAGUGGGAAUUCCAGUGCCAGCACGGCCCCGAGGAGUGCUUGGGCAACAUGAUUGAGACCUGCCUGAUGCACGAGGCCAAGAACUUCAGCACCUACUUCCCGGUCAUCUUCUGCUUGGAGUCGGGCAGCUCCGUCACCGAGACCCUGGCAGCCUGCCUCCAGAUCUAUGCCCCGCAGCUGGACAGGGCCCGCAUCACCGCCUGCGUGCGGGGGGACACCGGCGCCGCCCUCAUGCACCGCAACGCGCAGCGCACGGAGGCGCUGGACCCGCCGCACCAAUACGUGCCUUGGGUCGUGGUUAACGGGAAGCACACGGACGAGCUGCAGGCACAGGCCGAGGCGUCGCUGCUGGGGCUCAUCUGCCGCCUCUACCAGGGGGAGAAGCCCGAAGCCUGUGGGAGCUCACGGAUACCGGAGGCCCCGCCUCGCUGCCGGCGCUGAGGGAAGGUGUGGGAGCACCGGGGAGAGAGCAAUAAAGAGGAAGGGUUCGGUUGAAAACAA